Messenger RNA from Diorhabda sublineata, 3649 nucleotides. RefSeq names its product AP-1 complex subunit mu-1 (gene AP-1mu). Lineage: Eukaryota; Metazoa; Arthropoda; Insecta; Coleoptera; Chrysomelidae. Gene Ontology annotation, molecular function: clathrin-cargo adaptor activity. Gene Ontology annotation, cellular component: clathrin-coated vesicle; clathrin adaptor complex. Bases 272 to 1540 code for a protein of 422 amino acids. The transcript is spliced from 2 exons. Gene Ontology annotation, biological process: intracellular protein transport; vesicle-mediated transport. The record is from RefSeq and is a predicted model, not a curated record.
AGUAGGUCUAACGAUAUCAUACUAAAGAACAGAAGAAUACUGACAGAUGGGAAAUGUCAUUUAUGAUAAGGACUAUGUAACGUGUAAUUUUUAAUGUAAAUUGAUAAUAUUACUUUAUAUAAUAAAAUUACGAUUAAUUACAAAUUUUAAACCCUUUGAUGCCAUUAUGUAGAUUUCAUGCAAGUAUCCCAAAGAUUGUAGGACAUUCCAGAAUAAAAUAAAAAGUCAUAAGAAUCGGCUUAAAGUUUAUAUAGAAAUAAUAUUAAUCAAAAUGUCGUGUUCUGCUAUAUAUAUUUUAGAUGUUAAAGGAAAAGUUCUCAUUUCUAGAAAUUACAGAGGCGAUAUUGAUCUGGGAGUUAUCGAAAAAUUCAUGCCCUUGUUGAUGGAAAAAGAGGAAGAAGGGCUCGUAACUCCAAUUUUACAAAUUGCUGAAUGUACUUUUUCUUACAUCAAGACUAACAAUCUUUACAUAGUAAGUACUACAAAGAAAAAUGGGAACAUAGCUCUCGUAUUUGUAUUUUUACAUAAAAUUGUCCAAGUUAUGACUGAAUAUUUCAAAGAACUCGAAGAAGAAAGUAUAAGGGAUAAUUUCGUUGUGAUCUAUGAGCUUUUGGAUGAGCUUCUUGAUUUUGGCUACCCUCAAACCACUGACAGCAAAAUUCUUCAAGAAUAUAUCACACAAGAGGGCCAUAAGCUAGAAAUACAACCCAGAAUUCCUGUUGCUGUAACAAAUGCAGUAUCGUGGCGUUCUGAAGGGAUCAAGUAUAGAAAAAAUGAAGUAUUUUUAGAUGUAAUAGAAUCUGUAAACUUAUUAGCAAGUGCUAAUGGCAACGUUCUUAGAAGUGAAAUAGUGGGGGCUAUCAAAAUGAGAGUAUAUCUUUCUGGAAUGCCUGAAUUGAGACUAGGGCUUAAUGACAAAGUAUUAUUCGAAAGUACGGGGAGAGGGAAAUCUAAAUCUGUGGAGUUGGAAGAUGUUAAAUUUCACCAGUGUGUUAGAUUAUCUAGAUUUGAAAUUGACAGAACUAUCUCAUUUAUUCCUCCUGAUGGUGAAUUUGAAUUAAUGUCGUACCGUUUGAAUACACAUGUUAAACCUCUAAUUUGGAUUGAAUCUGUUAUAGAACGGCAUGCACAUAGUAGAGUUGAAUACAUGAUUAAGGCUAGAUCACAAUUUAAGAGGCGAUCUACUGCAAAUAAUGUUGAAAUAAUCAUUCCAGUGCCUCACGAUGCCGACUCUCCUAAAUUCAAAACAACUAUUGGUAGUGUAAAAUAUGCUCCUGAACAAAAUGCUAUUACUUGGAGCAUUAAAUCAUUUCCAGGAGGCAAGGAAUAUCUAAUGAGAGCUCAUUUUGGACUUCCCAGUGUUGAAUGUGAAGAUACGGAAGGAAAACCACCAAUACAAGUUAAGUUUGAAAUUCCUUAUUUCACCACUUCAGGUAUACAAGUGAGAUACUUGAAGAUUAUUGAAAAAAGUGGAUACCAAGCUUUACCUUGGGUGAGAUACAUUACACAAAAUGGAGACUAUCAACUGCGUACUAACUAAACAUGUCCAAUUUUUUUAUGUAGAAAUAAUACUUUAUACGUCAACCUUCAAAUGUGGUAUUGUAUAACAUAUGAGGUAUGGUCAGAUAGCUUCCAACCCAGAUAUAUUGUUAAUGAUGAUAAAUGAUUGCAAUCAAUGUAUUAAACUUUAUUUUCUUUACUUUACUUCUAAUCUACUAAGUUUUACAUAUGAAACUGUUUAGUGCUCCUUACAAAUGAAAUGGCCCGUUUAAUACAAAACUAAUUUCCUUUUGUAGAGUCACACAAUUGUUUCCUGAAUGUCCUGUUUUAAUUUUCUUGUGAAUUUAUUCUUUAAAUUCUUUUUUCACACAUUUUGCUAAAUUUCUUUUGGGAUUGCAAGUCCUAAAUUGGAGUUUCUUUAACUGUUGGAGAUAUUCAUUCUGUUUACAUUACUUAAAUACUCACAAUUUACAUUGUCUAAAGCGGGUUUCGAUACGAACUUAUCGUCUUCAGAGACUGAAAUUUUGUGAAUAGACAUGGAUAUUUAUAAAAAUAAUCAAAUUAAAAAGUUUCAAAUUUCAAGCGCCAAAUUCAAAAUAUAACAAAAUAUAGAAGGCUCUAAAAUGAAUAUUAGAUAUUACGAGGGCUGUUUUUUUUUUCAACCAACGAUUGCUUCAUGACAACGCUACACGGGCAGAAGAAAGAGGGCAUGCACUGUAGCUGACUGCAAAGCUCUCGCACUACACUCUUUUUCUACAGACUGAAGGGCAUAGUGCUACAGAAAUCCAUCGGAGAAUGAGUCGUGUGUAUGGGGGAAACUUCAUGAGUGAUGGGCAUGAUGAAGGGGACCAAGGACGCAAAUCUGUCCUUUCAGAUGACUUUAUUCAACGAGUUGACAAAAUGUUUAAAGAAAAUAGCAAAUUCACCAUUACUGCUUUGUCGACAGAAUUUCCAGAAGUUUCAAGGUCUGUUUUGUUGUCUAUUGUACUUCAUUUCUGAAAUGACUGUUAUUUUUCUUAUAAAGUAAUUCAUCCAAUACUUCGAUAGAUUCACAACAUAUUCUUGUAAAAGUGACUUUAGUCAUGGAAGAAAUAACAGAAAAAGUCAGUCAUUCAAUACUUUGUGUAAUUUACAUACAAUCAUUUGUAAAAAAUUGGGCUUGAGUGAAAUGAAAUGUCCAACCAGCUCAUAUCUGAACCUCACUGUACCACAGAGGGUAAAAUUUUUCCUAUCUUCUACAGAAGCACUAUUGUAACAAAUCUUAAAAGAUAUUUUAUUAAAAUAUAAACAAUAAGUAUUGUAUUUUAAAUUUGUAAAAUAUAAAAGGCUUUUCUUUUUAGUUGUGUUUUAUUGUAUGAUUACAGUGAUUUACUAAAGUUAACAAAUUAUUUACAAAUAAAUAACAAAAAAUACAGUAUUAAGGAUGAUAAAAAAUAUGGACGCCUCGUAGAGUCGAUAGCAUGAAGCGUUACACUUUGGAAGUCUUUGUCUCCAUGAUUAUUAUAAAAGAGCUGUUUUAAUAUCAAUGUAUAAAACUUCACAAACCCUCGUCAGCACAAUAACUAAAUCAAACUUUUAAACACAGUAAGAAUUAUUUAUUUUAACAAAAAUAAUAUUUAAACAUAACCUGCGGGGAUUUUUGCAAAACUUUCAACCACUUUAUCAUUAAAAUUAUUUAGGUUUUUAUUUAUUAUAACUCUGUGUAUACUCAUCAUGGCCAGACCGUUAAGGCGAUCUUCUGUCAUGGUGAUUCUGAGGCUGCUAAAGGCUCGCUCUACUGUACAGGUCGUACAUGGUAAAGCGAUUAAAAUUUUUAAUGCUUUUUCCGUUUCGGGAAAAAAGGAAUUUGUUUCUUUUAUGACAUCAACAACUGUUUUCUUUGUAAAAUCGUCGGUAAAAUAUAGUCUACAACACGUGCAGACACUGGGUAUAACAUCUGAAUAAUAACUAUUAAGCAUUGAAAUAUACAAUUGAAUAAAAAACUUUAAACAGAGUAAUUAAGGAUGAAAAUAAAAUGAUUAAAGGUUUUCCUGGGUUGAUUUGUAAGUUUGGAUUUCCGCCGAAAACAAAGCGUCGUUAGGAAACUGAUCAAAAACUAUUUCUGGGUUAAGGUCUGAGUAGACCUGAUUGGUCGAAUGUAAACAAUCAG